AGGCGUACGCUAUACAAUGGUUGGUUAGAUUAAUGGUGCGACCAACUGUACCUACCCGAGUCCCCUUCCAAGCCUCCCUAGGUACGAGAAUUUAUUACUCCAAUUGCCUUCGGGGUAAAAGGAUGGCAUCGGGGUCCAUUAAACCAAAUAAGGUAGCAAGCACGACUGGCCGGCCGGCCUUGUGUGACAUGAACUCAGUUCCUAAAGCAAAUAGUCCCACAGCCGAUGGUGGUGUGGAUGUGCUGUGUCUUUCCCUCUUUGGGCCUUCUGGUCGAUUCUGGUUCGCCUAUGAGCUCACAAUAAUCCUCCCAUCACACUGGAACGAACAUGGAACGCCAUACUUUUCGGUCUUUCCUCCAGUUCCAUUUCCAUUCUAUAGCAAUCGUACCUUGAUUCUGUAAUCUCACCAAGUCAAGGCUGCCGGCUGAUCCUUGCAGCCACACACUUCCCCUGGCAAAUGUGCCCAAUUAUACAAAGCUUAUCGCAAAAAUGUCGGUGCCUCCCC
Messenger RNA from Aspergillus pseudonomiae, 505 nucleotides. RefSeq lists its product as uncharacterized. The transcript has a single exon. Bases 33 to 401 code for a protein of 122 amino acids. The record is from RefSeq and is a predicted model, not a curated record. NCBI's taxonomy places the organism in Eukaryota, Fungi, Ascomycota, Eurotiomycetes, Eurotiales, Aspergillaceae.